AUGCCUUUGUCUCUAGAACGUAAAACAGUAGAAGCAACAAAUAUCAAAACAAAGUUUUUUUCCCCCCUACAUUCACUCCUGAGCAGCGUUUCUGAUCCGCUUGACAUCACUAACGAACUACCGCGUCUUUUCCUUCCUCUAGUAGUGGGACAAGGGGUUUCUAUGGGAGGCUCCGAGUUUUUGUCCCCGCUCUUUAGGGCGGAAUUUCCGUUUGAAGCCCAGUCGCCAAUCAGAGCCCGGAUUCCGUUGCGAGGCAACCGCUCCCCAGCCGCUGAGUGCAAAAGAAGUUUGCGUCUCCUUGGAGACACGAACCCUCGGCGUACGAAGCUGGCUUGCUCAGAGGCCGCCAUGAGUUCCCGGGAAGGCGAGCAAGGGGGCGGCGGGACCAUGGAGGCCACCGCAGGAGUUUGGGACGUCUCCGGAGUGCGCAUUACGCCCUCCGAGCUGCGGUUCAUGGACGCGGUGCCGGGACGUUGCUACCGAGCGCUGCUCAGCAUCCAAAACCUGCAGACACACAGCUGUUCGCUUCAUUUACUACCUCCGGGACUGUCUCAGUUCAAACUAAUUGUGGAAAAUCCAAAGAAACCUGUUGCUUCUGGUCUUCAUGUAACAGCCACUGUGGAAUAUCAUCCUAACAGUGAGGAAGACCUUCAUGAUAGGAUCCUCCUUCAUGUAGAGAAAGAAAUAAUUGAGAUUCCUCUGAUUGGAUUACGUCCAUGUUGUCGCUUAGAAAUUGAACCUGAGAUAAAUUUUGGAACAAUAAUUGCAAACAGUAAAAUAAUACACGCAGUAACCAAAAUUACAAACUAUGGAUCAUCCCCAGGUACAUUUGACAUAAAAUAUAGAGGAAGUGUUCCAAUUAUUAUAGCACCAAUCAGUGGCGUGAUAGAACCAAAAACAAUAAAGUUGAUUAAAAUGGAGAUAUGUACUGAUGUACCCAAAAUAAUUAACCAACCAGCCAUUGUGGAGUUGCAGGGAGGGCCCACUACUGAGAUAAGGAUCAAAGCCAAUAUUGUGGAACAAGUUCUUGAGGUUUUAGGUGCGCCUCACUCAAAUACUAUCCAGUGUGUUAAUUUUGGAUGUGUCUACUUUGGAACCUCCAAGAUGGAAGAAGUUAUUCUUCACAACAAAAGCCCAGAGCCUAUGGAUUGGGUGGCAGUCUUGCUGGACAAUGCUGUUGGUGGAGAGAUGGGCACAGAUAUUCAGAAGAGUUCAAAUGCUGCUUUAAAAGAUUACCCCGGUGAAAAACAAGGAACAGAUGUUUCCACUCUGAUUACAUGCAUUCCUAAUGAAGGAAUGCUACAACCUUAUCAGAAAACUGUGGUUUUUCUUUCUUUCAGUCCAAAGUAAGUGCUGAAAAUGGACAGGGACCUUGGCAGAACUCCAUCACGAAAAGAUUAUGUUGUCUUUCUGAAAUUUGAAGCUGUAGGAAGUAAAGAUGAUUUCUUACACUCAGUGUCUGGUGCUGAUAUACCCGCCCAAGGGAAUCCCCAUUGUGUUGAAUUGGGACUGAUAGGCUCAGGGCUUCCAGUCAUGUUGACAUUCAUCCCAGGACCAGUUGUCAAUUUCAGGGAGUGUUAUAUUGGUGAACAUGCAGAUCUUGUUUGCACACUCAAAAAUGAAUGUGAUGUACUUCCAGUGACAUUUGUUUUUCAUAAGAUUGCACAUUAUAAUAUUUGCCCUGAAAAGGGAAAAAUAAAAGCAAAGUCUGCAAAGGAUGUGAUAUUUUCAUUUAUGCCACGGCAUAUAGGAACCUUCACAGUGAGGCAGAAAGUAGAUAUCAUAGGACCAGUAGCAAAGAAAGAUGACUUUCCAGUUUUAGAGAUGAAACCAUUUCAUCAAAUACACUUAGUUUUUUCUGGCCUCUGCAAGUCGGUAUCCACUAAAGUUGUGCUGAAAAGCAACCCGGAAAUCCUGACCCAAGGUUUAACACCAUUGAUUUCCAAUGCCACGGGGAUAUUUAUAGCUAACAAGGGGGAUCAACAGAGUGAUGUUGCACCAGUAGCACUGCUUAAGUCAGAUAAGACACAAUUACAUGCUCACCGGAUUAAUAGGAAUUUAAGCAAUGCGCUAGUAGCUCUUCCCAACGAUCGUCCAGCCAGCAUAAGACCUGCUGAGUUGCAUAAGGAUUACAGGACUAUUUUCACAAAAGUUCCCAGAUAUUGUUACAUAGAUCCAGAGUUUUCUUACACAGUAUAUGAAGAACUGGAAAAGCAAAUGAAUAAAGACUAUUAUGCAGACUACAUUCACAAUUUAAGAAAACUUCGUUUAAAUAAAAAAGCUGCUCAGAUCUUCAAAAUGCUUAAUAAUCCUGUGGACAUAGGAUUAAACCCAGCAUCAGGGCUGAAAUCUCCUAGGUUCAGAAUUUUAAAUCAUGAUAACCUGGAGAAACAAGCUGCUUGUGUAAAUGGAAAUAGCCUGCUAACUAGUAAACAGCUAGCAGAGAUUGAAUCGAAGUCUAUACAAAAAGAGGUGAAUGGUGGACUUAAUCCUGAACCAUUGUCUCAGCAAGAAAUUGAAGACUGCAGUCUAAUUUUGACACCAAAACAGCUUCACCAAGUAGUCAUUGGUCCCUCCACUAUUGACUUUGGAGAAGUCUGUGUGCAUUCGACAUCUACCAGAAAAAUGCAUAUCAUAAAUAACCUACCUGUGCAUAUAUGGAUAAAAGUAGAAAUUAAAAGUGAAGAACUGCAACAGACUAGUCCUUUGUCGCAUGUCAUGACACCUUUUAUGAAAACUUGUAUUCCUGUGGUGUUUGAGAGUGACACAUUGGGAAACUUUAAAAAGUCUUUUAUAUAUUCAAUAAACCAGCACCAUGUUGGACAUAUUUUAGUGAUAGCAAAAAUUGUGCCUGUUGCCCUGGAGCUAUCUACAAGGGAAUUGAUUUUAAAUCCUGCUUUUAGCUUCCUAGCAAAAACUGGAUUUAGAACAACAGUCACUCUAUAUAAUCGAAAAAACUACUCUGCAGAAUUUACCUGGAAGCCUGUAGUCACAGAUAAAGGAAUAGGAUUUUCCAUCUGCCCAGAGAAAGGUAUAGUAGAAGCAAGUAAAGAGCUAGAGUGUGAAGUUGUUUGGCAUCCAAGUUUUUCCUCUUCAGCAACUGGAGAAUUUGACUUGUGUGUGUGUGAAGGAGAAACACUUAGACUAAAAUGUUUUGCAAAGCUUGGCUCAACCAGUGUUCAGUUUAAGGAGCAAAGGAUCACCUUUAAUCAUGCUCCUCUCCACUUAACCACCUACAGAACAGCUAUUCUUCAAAACUUGGGGCAUAACCAUGCGUAUUUCCAGGUCCUUGAUGUCAAUCCAAUUCCUGGAAUGAUUAUAACUCCUUUUCAGGGUGUAAUACCUGUGGGAGGCCGCACUGAAAUUAAAAUUUACUUCAGACCCAGUGCAUUAAUGAAAUUUGACAGCAGAGUAGAGGUAGCAAUACGCAAUGCAAAAUCUUUGGAACUUAGGAUUGGUGGAUCUGUAGAGGUUCCUGACAUACAUAUAAGUGUGAGCUCGUUUAACUUCCCUGGUGUUUAUGUUGAUUCUACUCAACAAAUUCCAUUUUCUAUUGAGAACAAAGGAAAGUCAUAUACUAAAGUGACAAUAGAUUUGUCUGAACAUGAUGGCUUUACUCUACGUUUUCAGCCAGAUAUGCAUAAUACAUCAGAGGCAUCUCGAGUAUAUAUUGCGACUUUAGAAGCCAAUACUGUUUUGGAAUGUUCUCUGAAUUUCACACCAAAAGAAAUGACAGAAAUAGCUCUACGUCUACCUGAUUUUAUUUUGCCAGUAAUAAUUCUCAAGGUGGCAGCAUAUGACUUUAAUCUUCCAAUAAAAAUUAAUGCUGAUGAAGCUCAAUGUUCAACGAAUGCUUCAAAAAAGUUAAGUCCUGCUAGUUCAGCAAAACAUAUGGUUGUUCCUCGGCCUCAGUCAUUGACUAUACCUACUCAAGUAUGCAAAGUUCAAGCAACUGGUUGGCCUGGAAUAUAUGCAGCUCAGAUACCUGUAUUUUUGAAUGAUGAGAUGCCUGUUUACAGAACAAUCACUUUAUCUGGAAUUGUGAAAUCACAUAAAAUCACCUUUGAACCCCAGCUUUUGAUACUGACUCCUGUUCCUCUCAAUGUUAAAACAGGAGCAGAUGUCUGUAUAAUUCCCCAGGAUUAUUUAAGGCCAUCAGUUUUACAAGUUGAAAUUCCAGAACUUGACUCUGGAAAUUAUGAUGGUAGUGAUGGUACCAGUGCUCAGCAGACUCAUCCCUUGACUGUGGACUUUCCGGAGGGCAAUAGGAUUGAAAUAACACCAGAAGGAAACAGUAUUGGAUUCACUUGCCGUGUCAAUUUCAUUUCUUCAAAGCCAUUGUCUUUUUUGAAGAAUUUAUUCUUUGUUGAUGGAGAAAGAAACAGAUUCUCACUUCAGGUGGCUGCCACAGCAGAGAAUUGUCUUCUUACAGUGUAUCCCUACUUGGCCUGCCACCUUACUGACCAACAAAUUGUCUUGGAAAGUGAUUCUAGUAAAAUAAUUUACAGCACUGGAGAUACUUUGCAGCAUCCGUGUUACAUUCCUGGAACAUGUUCACAAUCUUCUUCCAGUACUUUCGAUCCAGUUACCAACUCUGCUUAUGAAACUUCUGUUGCAGAACUGGAAAAAAUCCUUGAAAACGAAAAGAUAAAGAAGAGGGAGUCUGUCAGCCAAAGUGAAUGGGCUAGGAAGAAUACAUUUGAUGGAUUAGUUUUUCCUGCAGAAGACACAGCAGAAUAUGUCUUUUUCCAGAAAAUUAUAACGGCAGUUCAGAACUGGUUUACUCUUUUCGGUUGGUCUAAAGGACCAAAUCCAAUUUCAAUUCCAUAUUCUCUAAGACGUGAUAUUUGUAAAAUUCAAAUGACUUCAUCAGAUGAAAAACUUAAACUAAAUCUUAGCAAGGAUAUCAAGACAAUUUAUGACAUGUUGCUUCAUUUAAGUGGACAAUUAUUGCCUGGAAUUAGUUCAAGUCAAGCUUUGCCUUUUGAUCCCAUCCAGCGAGUGGUGCAACUUCACUGGCAACAUUCUACAAUGAUCACUUUUCUCAAGAGUCAAGGAGCAUCUCUUUCCCACAUUAUGCCUCAGUUUCUUCUUGACUUUGAAGAUUAUACAAUAUGGACCCAUUUACAGCUUAUGUUGACGAUUAAAAAAUCUGAUCAAGUUGACAGUUAUAUUUACAUUUUGGAUGACUCUAUCUUUGAGGCUAUGAGUAAGCGAGCCUGGACAGAUGUGCUACUUCAAAUAUACAAGCGAGUCUCUGUUCUUGACGACGUUAGUCAGACCAACACAGAAGAUGCACACCACCUUCCAGAAAUAAGCAUUGAUCCUUUGUCAAGUAAUAUAUAUUCUUCAUCUGAAAGAAUUCUUCUUAUUUGGAUGAACAGACAUUUUGAGAAGUCAAGAAAAAUUGUGUGGAAAAAUUGCAAGAAAGGGGACAUGCCUCCAACAAGAUGGAUAGUUAACUUCGAUAGAGAUCUCCUUGAUGGCCUUGUCCUUGCUGCACAAGUAGCAAGCUAUUGCCCCUAUUUGAUUUCAACUCACUUUGUGAAUAUGUACACUCAUCCAACAAGUUCUGAACAAUAUUUUCACAAUGCCUUGAUACUUGUAAAUGCUUUUCAUGCAAUAAAUCUUGACAUAGAUAUAGCGGCUGCUGACAUUUGUGAUCCAAAUCCAGUCAUGAUGCUUAUGCUUUGUGUCUAUUUAUACGAGCGGCUUCCUCAGUAUUUACCUAAGAAAACACUUGAGUUCACUGGCCAACUUCAUGCUACUAUUCUUAGAAAGAUACAGUUGAAAAACCCCAGCAUAAAGCCCUUGGUAUACAAUGCUACAAUUUUAGGAAGAGAAUCUUCUGCUUUUUCAUUACCUAAAGGAAACACUGUCACAAUUUCCCCAAAGAGCCAAGUAAAAGUAAAUGUGGAAUUCACUAGCUGUUUCCUGUAUCCUGCCGAAGCUGUGCUUUUGCUUGUUUCAAAAGCUUUGAGUGGAGUAGGAGGUGUUACAAUGGCUUUUUCUUUGAAGACAAAGAUUAACUACGUCAAACCUACUGGCAUAUUAAAAUGCAAAUCUUCAUGUUAUGAGUUGAAAAAAUAUAGUCUACAAGUUACUAGCCCUUUCAAAACUGAUGGGCCAUUCAGUGUCAUUUUAAUUGAAUCAACAAGUUGUAUCAUGGAUCCUGAGGCACUUGAUCACAUCAGCAAAAUAAGGGAAGGAAAAAUUAAAAGUUCUGAAGCAGAUAUCCCAGAGUGUUCACGUGAUAUGAUAGGUGUAUGUGGAUUUUAUAAUCAGGAAGAAAAAUCCAAUGCUGCUAAUGAGUCCAACUGCUUGCAAGAGUUCUUUAGUCCAUUGGAUACAAUAUUUCUGGACCAAGAGAACUCUACUACCCUUGAUCUCUGCUAUCUUCCUUUUAAGAUGGGAAAACGUUAUUGUGUGAUAAUUUUGGUCAAUGAGCAGAUUGGGGAAUUUUUGUAUUUGGUGGAAGGAAUAUGUGGCUUGCCACUGCCUUCAAGCCUAAUUCCAAUGGACAGCCCAAAUGUUCUUUGCAUUAAUAGCAUAUGUGAAGGCCAGAGAGAAACACCACCAGUUCUUUAUCUGAAGUGCCACCUUACUGAUAUACUUCAAGAAAAGCUGAAGAUCCCUUUGAUCAAUGAAGCGAGAGAGAAAGCUCUGGCUAUCGCAGCACAGCAACACAUGUCUGCUCUGGAAUAUGAGCGAAGAAUGGCCACAGGAACACUUGAGAGCAGUAGUGUUCGAGUUGCAGUCGCAGCUUUAGGAUUGUCAAGAAUUGAGGAAGAUGUUCUGCACAACUAUCCUUUAUUCUCUGAAAAAUGUAUUGAAUAUAAAGUUGAAGUGAGCAUGCCUGAGUGUUUUGAAAUUCCUUCAAAAAUAUAUAUACCUGUGUUAGCAUCUAGCAGAGUUAAUUCCUCAAAGGGUAGAAAAAAAGACCGUUGGCUUGACAAAGAAGCAGAAGAUGAUGCUGUUGAACUUCCUCUAAAGUUUAUGCCCCGGUAUGCUGGCCGAUAUCCUUGUGAUAUUCUUCUGGAAUCUAAGUAUGACAUCCGCCUCUUUAAGAUACAAUGUGUGGUGAACACUGAUACCAUUGAGGCUGAACUAGAGUUUGUAACUCCAGCAUAUCAAGCAGUGACGCAAGACAUCCCAGUAACUAAUAUGAGUCAACAAGAUUGGAAGCUUAAAGCAGAUUUAAAAGGAUACUGUUUUUAUGGUCCUCCUCUUAUAUAUGUAGCUCCUGGUGAAACAACUCUGUAUACUCUCACGUUCAAGCCAACUACUGAAUGUGUAACUCAGGGGAAGCUUACUUUACAAAAUGAAGCAGAUGGUACAGAUCAUGUCUUUGUCUUGAAAGGGAUUGCAACAAAACCAUUGGCACUGGAUCAUAUUAAGAUAGAUUGCCAAGUUAGACAAAUUACACAGAAGGUCAUAAUGGUGCCAAAUUUUACUAAGAAUGAAUUGAUAUAUAAAGUGUCUUCAGAUCUUCUGAUAGUGAGUGGUGAAAUGACUUUGAAGGUAGAACCUGGUGAUACAGCUGCCUAUACUCUGAAUAUAUCUCCAUGGAAACGUGGAAAAUUUAAUGGUAUAAUUGUAUUUGUUGCUGAAGAUAGAGAACAGCAGCAGUAUCAACAAAACUGUUUACUGGAGGAGCCAGAUGGUGUUCAGUACUCUCGGAAAUCAUCAACAGAGAAGCUGGAAACAGGCAAUGGAGCAAACAGUGAAUACAAGUCAGCAUGCUGCAAAGUGUGGUUCUCCUUGGAGAUACAUAGUAUGCCAGCACAACCAGAAAAAACUCUAGAUGUUGAAUGUGCCGUUUUGGAUAAUGUUGUCAUUGGAAUUCCAGUAACUAAUCCCACAACUGAAGUUCUGCCAUUAGAUAUAGAAUUAAUAGAUGCUACUAUACUUAGUGGUGAAAACAAGCUUGUUCUUGAACCAAAAGAAAUAUUACAUUAUGAAGUAAAGUAUUCUCCAGCUACCACUGGCAAUAUGGAUGGAAGUGUUAUAUUUACAUCAGAGAAGUUAGGAGAGUUUUGGUAUGCAUUGAAACUGAAGGGACAAAAGCCUCAUCCAACAAGAUUGCCUGAAGCAGAGUGUGAACUUGGAAAAUGGGUCCGUCAGUAUAUUCCUCUGGUUAAUCCUACAUAUGAAAUUCUGGAACUGAAUUUUGUGAACAGCAAUCCAGGCCAUUUUUCAGUGGAGAUUGACCCCAAAGCUCAGCUGACUGUUGCUCCUCAUUCCACUACUGAAGUAUCAGUUCUGUUUUGUCCAUCUGAACUAGGACGAACAAAUCACACCGCAAGCAUAAUUUUCAAAUGCCCACAGCUUAAAGAAUGGGUGUUUUACUUGUCUGGUAUUGGUCAGAUACCUCAACCAAUGGAACCAGCUAGUGUCAGUUCUUGCCUUGGUCACCAUUCUUCUAUCAUCAUAAACUUCAGGAACCCUGCAUUUGAAGAAGUAGUGGUAGAUGUCAUUUUAAGAGAUCAAGAUCAUAUCAUAGAUCAUCCUCAUGCAUCUGCAUGCCACCAUUCCAGUAAGGACAGUAUUUUCUGGCUUCCACUCAAAGAAAAACAAGGAAUAAUUUUACCUCCAAAAAGCAAACUGGAUAUUCCAGUAUUAUUUGCCCCUCUUUCCAUGAAACUCUAUGAAACCGUUCUUCUUGUUGAAGUUAAGAAGAUAAAUGAAGAAAUCUGGACUUAUGAUGACACAUUUGAAUUAAGUGAAGCGCUAAACAGCCAAACUGUAAUAGUAAAGGAUGAAAAACUUCAUGGACUCCGCUGGAUCUACCCAAUUUAUGGAAUACCGGAAGCCCCUCCCUAUGAAUCAUCUCCAGCUGUUGUAUGCUGCCAUGCCCGCAGUAGACUGGAGGAAAAGGUAGAAGUGCUGUUAACUGGUGUGGUUCCUGGGACAACUGGUUCACAAAUACUCCGAGAUACUGUAAUGUUAACUCUUUCUAAGAGCAAGUCAUCCCCAAUUCAUGAUGAAGUUCAAGUCACAGAUGGAUUGUCUACAACUGAUGAAUUUAUGUAUGAAAUUGAGUUUGAAUCUGAAAGAGUGAAAUCUCAGCUGAAAUCUACAGUAGCUAUAAACUUGGUAAAGAAAGAGCGAGAUCUGAAAACUGGAAUUGUGACCUUGAUCUUCAAUAUAAUAUUUGCACCCUACAAACCAACAAGGAAUCCAGCAACUUUGGUGGUACAGCAUAGCACAGGAGGCAUUUGGAAAUUUCCAAUAUUGUUCAUUGCCACAGAUCCAGAAGUAGAUGAUGUUAUUAAUAUUGAAGCAAUUGGUUUAAACAAGGAGUCUGUAGUCAGCUUUAAGCUUACAAGCCAGACAAGGUACCCAGAGCCUUACACAGCAUACUUUCUACCAGGCAGUGAUCCCGAAUUUGCUGUAUCGCCUCAAGCUGGGGAACUUCUUCCACUUGACACAGCAGGAACCUGCAUUACUGUUGGAUUCAAGCCCAGUAUGUACAGCAAAAAACACCAAGCAACUCUGGUAAUACAGACAGCAGCAAUGCAAUGGAUGUAUGAAAUUAAUGGCCUACUCCCCAAGACUACCCCACCCACUUCUUCAGCAAAAGUAAUUUGCAGGAAUGGAUACAUGAGAUCAGCAACAGUGCGACAACGCAACUUUGUAAGGGAAAAUAUGAAGCUCCUAUCCACCAGCGUGUCCUCCCCAAUUAAAGGAGCACCUCUCAUUUUAAGAAUGAAAUAAAUGUUUAUACAAAAUAUUUAUUUUAUGCAAAAAAAUGUAGAACAAAUAUUGAGAUAUAGACAGAUGUACAACAUUAUGUUAAUCAGCAAUUAAUGGAGAAUUUUGUUUUAUUUACUUGGAAAAAUGUGUAAAUCUGUAGAGUUUUCUCUGUCCUUGAGAUCUAGUGGCAGUGGUGAAGAAGAAAGAGAGCCUUGCAACCUUCACAGUGCCUGAGAUUAGAAUAACACAUUACGUCAUCUGUUUUUAGGGUGGAAACAAAAAUUCAGUCAAUUGGCUAAGUACAAGGUAUUAUUACAAAGCACUAUUGGGGCUGCUUAAGAUAAACCAGGCACACAGAUAGGAGCAUCAAAGUUAUUGUGGUGUCCUUUAUUAAUAAGUACUAUAAUUAUUUUCUAAUACCAGUGCAAUACUGUUGAUUGUUAAACUACUCUUUUAUGCUGACUUCUGUUUGAUAUCCUUUGAUUUUUUUC
Messenger RNA from Python bivittatus (Burmese python), 10187 nucleotides. Lineage: Eukaryota; Metazoa; Chordata; Lepidosauria; Squamata; Pythonidae. The record is from RefSeq and is a predicted model, not a curated record.